AUGAGUCAGGCGGAAAUAAGAAGAGUGCUUAAGUUUUGGUUCGGCGAACCGGGUUCUGUGGAAUAUCUAAAGCCCAAAUCAUUUUGGUAUGGAUCCAAGGAAGACGAUAACCUCGUUAGACAAAAGCUUGGAAAAGACUACGAUCUUGCAGAAGCAGGUAAAUUGGAGACUUGGCGCCAGAGUGCGGAGGGGUCUAUCGCCCUUAUAUUGCUACUUGAUCAAGUCCCUAGGAAUAUAUUCCGAGAUACCCCUCGAGCCUAUGCCACUGACGAUAGAGCAUUGGAGAUUGCAGAAGAUGUGGUUCAAAGAGGCUGGGACAAAGAACAACCACCAACAGUAAGAAGAUACAUCUAUUCACCGUUCAAUCACUCAGAGAAUUUGGAUAUUCAGAAGAGAUCCCUUGAAUUAUUUACUGAACUUGGUGAUCCCACUCAUUUAUACUGGGCAACGGACUUCUACAAUACGAUUAAAAAAUACGGCCGUUUCCCACAUCGUGAUGCCAUCCUAGGACGUAAGUAA
This is a messenger RNA of Priceomyces carsonii, 519 nucleotides long. RefSeq names its product DUF924 family protein. The transcript has a single exon. NCBI's taxonomy places the organism in Eukaryota, Fungi, Ascomycota, Pichiomycetes, Serinales, Debaryomycetaceae. Gene Ontology annotation, molecular function: protein binding. The record is from RefSeq and is a predicted model, not a curated record. The coding region runs from base 1 to 519 and encodes 172 amino acids.